Penicillium olsonii is the source of this 1563-nucleotide messenger RNA. The record is from the annotation of a GenBank genome assembly. NCBI's taxonomy places the organism in Eukaryota, Fungi, Ascomycota, Eurotiomycetes, Eurotiales, Aspergillaceae.
AUGGCGAACAUGUUUACUUCAACAUGGCGCUCCUUUUGGCACACCAUGACCUCCAAUGACCGGCAUGCCUCCCAUGAUUCUCCCUAUCGGACAGGGCAACAUGUUCCGCUCAACCAAAGUCGCCACGAACCCCUCACAUCCAUCGCUACCAGCGCAAUCGAAUCCCGCCCUGAUCUCUCCAACCCCUACGAUGAUGAGCCAACAAAAGGUUCCGCCAAUGCACAGGCCACCGAAUGGACUGGCUCCCCGGACGAGGGCUCCCCAUCCCGCCCCUACUCGCCGGGGAUGAGGUCGGUCGCCUCCCAGAAGCGGAGGUCCAACGACCAGGGAGAGGGCGCCCCAGAGAUCCAAAUGCAAAGUUUCCAUGACGGAGCACCCCCACCGCCACCGGUCGCCCACUCCUGGAGGAAAAUCGAGCGGUGGUUAGAACAUAAUUACGAGGAACUCCUGGACCAGCUGGGUGAGGGAUGUACCCAAAACGAUAUUAAUGAGUUGGAGCACGAGCUGGAUUGCAGUCUUCCGCUGGAACUACGGGAGUCCCUGAUGCAUCACGACGGUCAGGAGCGUGGUGGCCUCCCCACCGGUGUCAUUUUCAGUGCUAUGCUUCUGGACUGCGAGGAGAUUGUCCAAGAAUGGCGCAACUGGAAGACCGUCAAUGAAGAGUAUUUCGGAAGCUCCAACUACAUCCAACCCCCCGUGUCCAGCUCUGCCGCAAGUUCCUCCACCGCGCCCCCAGCCACCAUGUGGCGCUCGGAUCUGCUCGAGCGUCAGGACUCCCAACCGCCCGGCGCUGUCCAGAAAGCUUACGCGCACCCCGCGUGGAUCCCCCUCGCCCGUGACUGGGGUGGCAACCACCUCGCGAUCGAUCUGGCACCCGGGCCCGCUGGAAAAUGGGGCCAGGUCAUUAUCUUCGGCCGAGACUACGACUGCAAAUACGUUGUAUCGCGGUCCUGGGCCACUUUCCUCGCUACUUUCGCUGAUGACCUCUGCAGCGGCAAGGUCAUUGUCGACGAGGAGACGAACGAGCUGAAGCUGAAGGAAUUCAAAUCCCAGAAUGUCGAACCCCCAUACCUGGAAAUCCUGCGCUGGAGAACGGAUCAAAAGUUCGGUCGCCGCGCGCCUCGCCGGAAGGGCCCUGCCAAUGGUCUCGGUGUGAACCCCUCCGGCAACAGAUCUAGCAGCCGGGAAUCGCCCUACGGCAGCCCUACACGAGCCGAGGAGCGCGGCCGCUCUCCGCACCGCUUCUCCAAGGGUGGGAAUGCCCAGAGCCCCAAGACGCCAUUUGGCGUGUCCAGUCCUCUCGCCCGCGUGACGGAAGAGACUACCAGUCCCAUUGUCACGGCCGGUCCCGCGAUCUCUGAAGACCCCAAAGAAAACGGAAAGGAGGCUCAGAAUGAAGAUCUAAUGGAGGUGACCACGCCGCAGGUCUCCAACAAAGAGAAUGAAGGGUUCUCCAAGAAUGAAAAGAACGAGAAGGAGGACAAGGCAGAGAAGGAGAAGUCCGACGCGGACUCUGUGAUGGAUUCGGAGGUCCUCGGUGAAAUGAAGAACGUGGCUAUCUAG